Molecule: messenger RNA, 336 nt
Organism: Sphenostylis stenocarpa
Lineage: Eukaryota; Viridiplantae; Streptophyta; Magnoliopsida; Fabales; Fabaceae
Source: the annotation of a GenBank genome assembly
AUGAGGCCAAUGAGUAGUUCAUCAUCAUCAGGCAGUGAGAUUAGGAAUUGGAGGUCUCCAACUCCUUACCUCUUUGAAUGCUUAUCUGUAUUCCUGAUUAUAAUUUCUCUGGCAUUGGUGAUCCUUAUUUGCUCUAAAAGAAAACAUGUUUCUCAUUCAUCAGCUGAAGCUGAAGAAAUGAAACAAGCAAUACCCCAGAACAUGGAAGGUGACCCUUUCCCAAGGAUACUUGUGAUCAUGGCAGGGGAUGACAAACCCACAUACCUUGGUAUAUCAAUCACUUCUUCAACUCCUUGUACCUGUGCAGUGAACAAAGCUAGUCAAUUGACUUGCUAG